AUGGGCAUUUACACUCGGCUACCCGACGGCAUCAAUGAGGUCGACAUCAUUGUCGCCGGUGGCGGUCUCGCGGCGUGCGUCGUUGCUUCCAGGCUCGCCGAUGCCGACCCGUCGCUGUCCAUCCUCGUAGUAGAGGGCGGGCAGAAUAAUCAGGGCAACCACUCAAUUGCGUUCCCCCUCCUUUUCCCAACUGCCCUGCUUCCCACCAAUGCUGCAACCCUGUUAUACAAGGGAAAUGCCGAGCCACAGUUGGACAACCGCGAAAUGACCGUCCCAGCCGGUGGUGUUCUGGGCGGAGGUUCGUCUAUCAACUUUAUGAUGUACAGUCGUGCUCAACGCCAUGAUUGGGAUUCGUGGGCCACUCCCGGAUGGACCGCAGAUGAAAUGAUCCCUUUCUUAAAAAAGGCAGAUGGCCCUAUUGUUGUGUCCCAGGGAACGUUCUGCUCUGAGCGUGUGACAGAUCAAUUCAUUGCUGCCGCCAACGAGGUAGGAUAUCCGACGGUCAAGGAUCUUCAAGACCUCGACACCAACAACGGCGUUCAACGUGCCCUCCGCUUUGUCGGCACAGAUGGCCGCCGCCAGGAUGCCGCCAGUAACUACUUGCAUCCGAGGCUGGAAGAUGGAGCACACCCAAACCUCCACGUCCUUGUUGAGACCAAGGUUAUCAAGAUACUGUUCGAGGGCAAACGAGCCGUGGGUAUUGAGUUCAAGCCAAACCCUGCCUUCCAAAAUGACAACGCCAAUGUCCAAAGAGUCAAGGCCAGGAAGCUUGUAAUUGGUUCCUGUGGCGCUCUCGGGACCCCAUUGCUUCUCGAGAGGUCCGGCCUCGGCGACGAAGCCGUUCUCAACAAGGCCGGCGUCCCUGUUGUCGCCCAUAUCCCUGGAAUCGGCCAGAACUACCAGGACCAUCAUCUCUUGGUUCAACCAUACUACAGUGCCUUGGAGCCAAGCGAGACAUUUGAUGCCCCCCUGGCCGGUAGAAUUAACAUAGACGAGUUAAUCAAAUCAAAUGCGCCAAUCAUGGGGUGGAAUGGCCAAGAUGUCUCCUGCAAGCUGCGUCCCACGGAGGCCGAUGUCGCUGCCCUUGGACCUGAAUUCGAGGCGGCAUAUGCAACGGACUAUCUCUCCACCCCCAACAAGCCCCUGGCGCUACUGGCUUUGCUGGGCGGCUUCCCCGGUGAUCCGUCCAGCGUUGAGCCAGCACAAUACCUCGCAACCACUACGUUCACCGUCUACCCCUACUCCCGAGGCUACGUCCACAUCACAGGCCCAGAUCUCGAGGCGGAUAUCGCGUUUGAAACUGGAUUCUUGAACAGUGAAUUGGAUGUCAAGAAGCUCAUUUGGGCGUACAAGAAGCAGCGAGAAAUCGUGCGCAGAAUGGAUGUUUACCGCGGAGAGCUUGCUGGCGCGCAUCCGCCGUUUGCUGAGGAUUCAGCCGCGGCUCUUGUCAAGCUGGACAAGCCAAAUGACAAGAAUAUCGCUGACAUCCAAUACACUGCAGAGGACGACAAGGUCAUUGCGGGCUGGGUGUGCAAGAAUGUCAGCACCACCUGGCAUUCGCUGGGUACUUGCAAGAUGGGCGCGCUGGCCGACGGCGGCGUGGUUGAUGCCGACCUCAAUGUUCAUGGCAUUGAGAGCCUGAAGCUCGUGGACCUGAGCAUCGUUCCUCAAAAUAUCGGGGCAAACACGGCCACCACUACAUAUGCAAUUGGUGAGAAGGCAGCUACCAUCAUCUUGAAAGAUCUUGGGCUUGCUGUUAGCCAGUGA
Messenger RNA from Aspergillus puulaauensis, 1767 nucleotides. Its product is annotated as GMC family oxidoreductase. Gene Ontology annotation, molecular function: flavin adenine dinucleotide binding; oxidoreductase activity, acting on CH-OH group of donors. Bases 1 to 1767 code for a protein of 588 amino acids. The record is from RefSeq and is a predicted model, not a curated record. The transcript is spliced from 3 exons. NCBI's taxonomy places the organism in Eukaryota, Fungi, Ascomycota, Eurotiomycetes, Eurotiales, Aspergillaceae.